CGGGGGCGGGGAGGAGCCGAGGGGGUUCAGACCGAGCUCGGCCGCUGGGUGGGUCGGGGCGUUCGGCGCGCCCUUCAUUGAAGCGGCGGUGGCCGGGCUGGGCGCCGGGAGUGGGAAGCGGCGGCGCGGCUGGAAAAUGCCAGUCCAUUCCCGAGGGGAUAAGAAGGAGACGAACCAUCACGAUGAGAUGGAGGUGGACUACGCCGAAAACGAGGGGAGCAGCUCGGAGGACGAGGACACGGAGAGCUCGUCGGUCUCCGAGGAUGGAGAUAGCUCAGAAAUGGAUGAUGAGGACUGCGAAAGAAGAAGAAUGGAAUGUUUAGAUGAAAUGUCCAAUCUUGAAAAACAGUUCACCGAUCUCAAGGAUCAACUUUAUAAAGAACGCUUAAGUCAGGUGGAUGCAAAACUACAAGAAGUCAUAGCUGGAAAAGCACCAGAAUAUUUGGAACCACUGGCAACUUUACAAGAAAAUAUGCAAAUUCGUACAAAGGUAGCAGGAAUCUAUAGAGAACUCUGCUUAGAAUCUGUAAAGAACAAAUAUGAAUGUGAAAUUCAAGCUUCUCGCCAGCAUUGUGAGAGUGAAAAGCUUUUGUUAUAUGAUACCGUCCAGAGUGAGCUGGAGGAGAAGAUAAGGAGGCUCGAAGAGGACAGGCACAGCAUUGACAUCACCUCAGAGCUGUGGAAUGAUGAGCUCCAGUCAAGAAAAAAGAGGAAGGAUCCUUUCAGUCCUGAUAAGAAGAAGCCAGUUGUGGUUUCAGGUCCAUAUAUAGUUUAUAUGCUGCAAGAUCUUGAUAUUCUUGAAGACUGGACAACAAUUAGGAAGGCAAUGGCUACAUUGGGUCCACACAGAGUGAAAACAGAACCACCUGUGAAACUGGAAAAACAUCUGCACAGUGCUAGAUCUGAAGAGGGAAGAUUGUAUUAUGAUGGUGAAUGGUAUAUACGUGGACAAACUAUAUGUAUUGAUAAAAAAGAUGAAUGUCCUACAAGUGCCGUAAUUACAACAAUUAACCAUGAUGAAGUUUGGUUUAAGAGGCCUGAUGGAAGCAAAUCUAAGCUUUACAUUUCACAGCUACAGAAAGGAAAAUAUUCAAUUAAACAUUCAUAAUCAUGAUUAAAGUGUUAUCUAAAGCUACCUUAUUAGUGUUACCAAAUGUGAUGUGCCAUGGGAGUAAAAAAUGUAUUCAGUAACUUAAUAUUCUCAUUGAAUCAUGAGAGACUGUGUAUUUGUAGGUAGUACUCUAAGUAGACCUCAUGUUGAUAUGUUAUUAAGAGACAGUAAUAAAAGUUUAAUCAUGAUCAUUACAUUUAUUUGCCUUUUAGGUCCAAUGACCAAUAGGUAUAUAUGGUAGGGGUUUCUUACUGAACUUUUUUCUUUGUUUUUUAAAAACAUUAUGCAAAUCUGUCUUGUCUUUAGUGAACUAUGUUGCUAAAUGGCUGCAUUUAUCUGCCAUUUUUUGAUUUUCCAUGUCUUUGUCUUUCAUCGUGUGUUUGUAAAUAAGCCUGAUAAAAUGUUUCCUAUAAAUGGUUUGUACUAGUACAUUAGUGUUAAAUCAGAACUGAAAUUUAAACAUAUAUACAUGAGUAUGUAUAUUUGGCAUCAUCAGCUUACUUAGAACUGAUGGCCUUACUCUACAAUCUUGUUUUACCCCAAUUUAGCUCUUGGGUUUGAAAGCUAAAAGGAGCACUUUGGUAGACUAGCAGCUCUCCUCUCCUCUUCCUUGACUUGACGGUGGUGACCGAUUUUUACAAAUUACACUGAAUGUUAAUUAGUAACAUUAGUGUCAAGUAAUAACAUGCUUCUGCCUGUAUUUCUCGUGACCCGUUAGAGGGCAAGUUUCUGCGCCUGGUGUUCACGAUGCGGUAACUGACAGUGGAUGGUAACUGACAGUAUUGUGGUGCUUGCUGUACAUGUCUGAUCUUUUGAAACAGAGUUUAGUAAGCAUUUUCCAGAGGUAAAAUUAGGUUCCUAUCCUAAUUUUAUUCCUAGGGCAAGAUAGACUGGGAUAAUUUCCUUGAAUCUUUUCCCAAAUUAGCAUUUUUAUCUUUGGUCUUUCCACACUUUAAGGCCACUUGGUGCAAUUGAGGAAGCAUUGGCCCCUCUUCCCUUAGCCACAUGCAAAAUUAGCUUCUAAAACCUCAGGAACAGUACAAAGAAUCGAAACCCUCACUACAGCAGCGCAGUUGGCUGGAGUAUAUCUUAAGGGACAACCAAAUCAAGUAUUCCUGGUGGUCUUGUGCACUUUAAUUUCUGUUCUAACGAGACUUAAGAGGAUGAGGAAGAGAUCUACUUAUUAACACUUAGGGCAGGAAUAUCUGCAUUAUUCCGUUUAUUUUCUUACUCUUUUACCUCUGCAAACAUCUUCCUGUGCAGAUCACUACUUCACAGUUGCCAAAUGUUAAAAUAUUUGACUUCUGAAAUUCGUUAUCAGCAAAGUUAUGUACGUUCUGUUUCUAAUGAACAUUAGCAAAUGUACAUAAUGUCACAAUCCAAUAGUAUUUGACAGUACUUAUGUAUACAAUGUUUCAUAAGCAUUUUUAAUAAGAUUUGUAUUUUUAACUUUAGUAUAUAAUAAAAAGAUGUGUUUGAGUGUCA
Equus quagga is the source of this 2596-nucleotide messenger RNA. It is a transcript of the gene BRMS1L, whose product is annotated as BRMS1 like transcriptional repressor. The record is from RefSeq and is a predicted model, not a curated record. Gene Ontology annotation, molecular function: histone deacetylase binding. Gene Ontology annotation, biological process: negative regulation of transcription by RNA polymerase II. Lineage: Eukaryota; Metazoa; Chordata; Mammalia; Perissodactyla; Equidae. Bases 137 to 1108 code for a protein of 323 amino acids. Gene Ontology annotation, cellular component: Sin3-type complex. The transcript has 10 exons.